This is a messenger RNA of Cryphonectria parasitica EP155, 2517 nucleotides long. Its product is annotated as P-loop containing nucleoside triphosphate hydrolase protein. The record is from RefSeq and is a predicted model, not a curated record. The annotation marks the transcript as partial. Gene Ontology annotation, molecular function: nucleic acid binding; ATP binding. The transcript is spliced from 2 exons. NCBI's taxonomy places the organism in Eukaryota, Fungi, Ascomycota, Sordariomycetes, Diaporthales, Cryphonectriaceae.
GGCACCAUCCCCACGGCAAAUGGGAUACCUCUCAUCAGUCCGGCACAGGUAAUCCCCGACAGGUUUAGAACCGCAUUCCCUUAUAAUAUUUUUAAUUCUGUACAAUCCAAAUGUUUUCACGCGAUGUAUGAAACGGACGACAACGUGGUCGUCUCCGCGCCGACGGGCAGCGGCAAGACGGCGCUCCUCGAGCUGGCCAUUUGCAAGCUUGCCAAUCAGAGAAGUAAUGACCAAGCGAAAAUCGUGUAUCUUUCGCCUACCAAGGCCCUGUGCAAGGAAAAGGCGGUGCAGUGGCAGCAAAGGUUUGGACCGUUGUCGAUGCCGGUGUCAGAACUGACUGGUGACACAUCGCGAUCAGACAUGAGAAGAGUGCGCGAGGCAAGGAUCAUCGUCACCACGCCAGAGAAAUGGGAUUCAAUCACUCGCAGCUGGACGGACCAUCGCAAGCUGCUCGAUCUCGUCAAGCUUUUCCUCAUCGAUGAGGUCCAUAUUCUCGGAGAAUCGCGGGGCGCGACUCUCGAAGCCAUUGUAUCUCGCAUGAAGACGUACGGCGCCAAGAUUAGGUUCAUCGCACUCAGCGCAACAAUACCAAAUUCUGAAGAUAUCGCAACUUGGCUGGGCAGAAACCACGCCCACCCUUCCAUGCCGUCUUACCGUGAAGUGUUUGGAGAGGAGUUCCGUCCGGUGAAGUUGGAGAAGAAGGUCCAUGGGUUCAACGUGAAAAUGUCCGACUACGCCUUCGACAGCUAUCUUAAUUCCCAGCUUUGGGAGUACAUCAAGAUGUACUCUCAGAGGAAGCCCAUGUUGGUCUUCUGCAUGACACGCAAGAGUUGUCACGAUGCUGCCAAGCAACUCGCAGAGAAGUGGAGCCAGCAAGCACCAAGUGCACGGCUUUGGCCGGAGCCAAGGAAGGCAAUACCUGUCAUUGAUGCAAGUCUGCAGGAGAUGGUUCGGUCCGGAGUUGCGUUUCACCAUGCAGGACUAGACGCAGGCGACAAGAAGGCAGUCCACGAGGCGUUCAUGGAGGGCAGCAUCAGCGUCAUCUGUUGCACCUCUACCCUGGCGGUUGGUGUCAACCUCCCAUGCCACACAGUCUUACUGAAGGGCACUGUAUGCUACCAAGAGGGCCAGCUCCAUGAGUACAGUGACCUCGAAAUCAUGCAGAUGUUGGGACGAGCUGGCCGACCUCAGUUCGAAGACACAGCGCUGGCCAUCAUCCUCACCAGGUCUCGCAACAAGAAGCGGUACGAAAACCUUGGAUCGGGGCAACAGAUUGUUGAGAGCACCUUCCACAAGAACAUGAUUGAGCACUUGAACUCGGAGAUCAGCCUUGAGACAUUCAGGGACAUCAAUGGGGCCAAGGACUGGCUCAAGGGCACCUUUCUCAGUGUCAGGCUUCUUCGGAACCCUAGUCACUACAGGGACCUGACCGCGGGCUCCCAUGCGAGAACAGCCGAGGGUCGACUCCAGCAGAUCUGCGAGUCCACAAUCUCAAGCCUUUGGGAUGCUCAAUUGAUCACCGGCAGCUCUACGUAUUUUUGUCCUACCGAGUACGGCCAGGUCAUGUCUAAGUAUAUGAUCAGGUUCAGCACAAUGAAGCAGAUACUGAACAUUCCUCGUGGCGCGAACACACAGACUCUGCUCAACGCACUAUGUGAUGCCGAUGAGUUUCGCGAGAUCCGCUGGCAAACAGAUGAAAAGAAAACCUUCCGAGAAAUCAACAGCGAUCCCUUCAUCAAGUACCCCGUAGGCAACAAUGUGAGCACCCUUGCUCAUAAGGUAUCUUUGCUCCUGCAAAUAGAGGUAGGGCAUGUCGAACUCAAAGAGUUCGAGCGACGGCGUCUUCGCGGCGAAGCCAGCCGAGUUCUGGAAGUGAUGCACAGGCUGGUACGGGCGGUGGUAGAGUGCAAGCAAGCCGACUCGGACGGCAAGGCUUGUCGGGCUGCCCUCGAGCUGGCCAGGUCGAUGACAGCGAAAGCAUGGGAAGGCACGGUGCAGCAGCUCUUGCAAGUCCCACAGCUUGGACCAGCCCUGCUGCGCAAGCUUGUAUCGAACAACAUCAGGACCGUUGCGAGCCUGGCAAACGCAGACACCAGCACCAUCGAGAGAAUCGCCAGUCGAAACCCGCCCUUCGGGAAAAAGAUGGCGGAUACUCUGCGCUCCUUUCCAAGGCUAGCGAUCAAAGCCAAGAUCAAAGACAGCAGCAUGGACGCCAAGGGAAGGCCAGUGGUCCAUGUUGAUGUUAUUCUCGCUUUCACGAGUACGAGAGGAUACUGGCAGGGAAGAAUGCCACUUGUCAAUCUUUUGGCCGUGACCUCGGAGGGUAUUUUGGCACACUUUUGGCGCGAUUCGCUGGGGUCGUUCAGGACGGAGAAUGGGAACAGCUGCCAGGUUUGUUUCACCUGGUCACCAACUACUCUUCAGGAGACGCUUUCUUGCCAGUUUGCGUGCGAGGAAAUUGUUGGAACCGUCGUCUCCGCAGAAGUCAGUCAUGAUAUACCUGCGGCCAAAUUUCCG